Messenger RNA from Exophiala aquamarina CBS 119918, 1080 nucleotides. Its product is annotated as NADPH2 dehydrogenase. The transcript has a single exon. NCBI's taxonomy places the organism in Eukaryota, Fungi, Ascomycota, Eurotiomycetes, Chaetothyriales, Herpotrichiellaceae. Bases 1 to 1080 code for a protein of 359 amino acids. The record is from RefSeq and is a predicted model, not a curated record. Gene Ontology annotation, molecular function: FMN binding; NADPH dehydrogenase activity.
AUGGCUCUCCUCUUCAAACCUCUACAGGCAGGUGACUUGGAGCUGCAGCAUCGAGUUGUGCUGGCACCACUGACGCGGUUCCGCGCCGACAAGGACCAUGUACCACUGCCAAUGGUCAAAGAAUACUACGCGCAACGAGCGUCUUCGCCGGGAACACUGCUCAUCACCGAAGCGACAUUCAUCUCGCCCCGCGCCGGCGGCUACCCCAAUGUGCCGGGCAUCUACAAUGCGGAGCAGAUCAAGGCAUGGAAGGAAGUGACGGAUGCAGUGCACGCCAAAGGCAGCUUCAUCUUUUGUCAGCUUUGGGCAUUGGGAAGGACCGCCAACCCAGCUGUCCUGGCCGCGGAUGGCUAUAAAUUGGUGUCGGCCUCGAAUCUGCCCUUACCUGAAGGAGCGAUCCCCGAGCCUCUGGACGAAGAGGGGAUCCAGAAUUAUAUUCAGGACUAUACGAAUGCGGCGAAGAACGCUAUCGAGGCUGGAUUCGACGGUGUGGAGAUCCACGGUGCGAACGGCUACCUCCUCGACCAAUUCUUGCAGGACAAGUCCAAUGAUCGAACCGAUCGCUGGGGAGGAAGCAUUGAGAAUCGUUCUCGCUUUGGUCUGGAGGUCGCAAAGGCUGUUUCCUCCGUGAUCGGCGCUGGAAAGACGGGUUACAGGGUCAGUCCGUGGAGCUCGUUCCAAGAAAUGGGAAUGGAUGAUCCGGUGCCCCAAUUCACUUAUCACAUCAAGAAACUGGCGGAACUGAACUUGGCGUAUAUUCACAUUGUGGAGUCGCGGGUUUCAGGAAACGUUGACAUCGAAGUCGUGGGGAAACAAGUUGACCCAUUCCUUAAUGCUUGGAGCGGCGCCGGAGCCAUCAUCUUGGCGGGCGGGUUCACAGCUGAGUCUGCACAAGAGACUGUGGAGAAGUACAGCUCACGCAACGUUGCAAUUGCUUUUGGGAGGCACUUCAUCUCAAAUCCAGAUCUGCCUGCUCGCAUCAGCAAGAAUCUGCCCUUCACCAAGUACAAUCGAGAUACUUUCUACGUGCCCGAGUCUUCAGUGGGCUACACCGAUUAUCCGUUCAUUUCAGAAGCAUAG